Messenger RNA from Paramormyrops kingsleyae, 3488 nucleotides. RefSeq names its product WD repeat-containing protein 26. NCBI's taxonomy places the organism in Eukaryota, Metazoa, Chordata, Actinopteri, Osteoglossiformes, Mormyridae. Gene Ontology annotation, cellular component: GID complex. Gene Ontology annotation, molecular function: protein binding. Gene Ontology annotation, biological process: proteasome-mediated ubiquitin-dependent protein catabolic process. The record is from RefSeq and is a predicted model, not a curated record.
AAGUGGGCAGCGCAGGCAUUUCCGGUGACGUAAACGCGUCUGGACUCCAUUAGCGGGCUGCAGCUGUUUUAGAAGAAACAACAACAAAAACGAAGUGGCGUCGCGUUUUCAGCCGGGCUGAGGGCUUUCAAUCCCGGGACCUGACACCCCCUUUCCAAGCCCCGGGCAUCAUCGGCUUCUAACCACGGCCGCUCUCGGCGAGGAAACUCUGGCCUCCGCUUCCUCCUCCUCCGACUCGGACACCGGCGGAGCGUCGCCGCCCCCGCGGAAGAAGCACCGAGCCUCGGCGGCGGAGGGAGCAGGAGAGCCCGGGGCUGCGACGGGGACAGCGGGCCUUUCUGCAGUUGUACUGGGACUUGCGACUCCUUCGGCGGCCGCUGCCAUCCACGUUAACAGAAGCGCCGUUGGUAGCCUUAGCGGUAAUAUGAUGCAGGCGAACGGGGCUGGACAGGGGCAGGACCCGGAGCUCCCCUGCUUGAGCAGCGCCCAGAACGGCGGGUCGCACUCCAACGGGCUCAUUCCCAGCACCGGUACCGGGGGCACCGUUGGCACCAACAAUGGGGCCCUGGCCGGAGCGCCUUCCGGGGCCGCCGCCGCCUCCAGCGCCUCGGUCUCCGGCACGGAGGUCGGAUCUUCUACGAAAAAGAAGAAGCGGCUCUCCCAGUCGGAGGAGGAUGUCAUCCGGCUGAUCGGACAGCACCUCCACGGACUGGGGCUCAAUCAGACUGUGGACCUGUUGAUGCAGGAGUCAGGAUGCAGACUGGAGCAUCCCGCAGCCACCAAGUUCCGGAACCACGUGAUGGAUGGCGAGUGGGAUAAGGCCGAGCACGACCUGAGUGAGCUCAAGGCGCUGAUGCUUUCACCCAACGCCAUCGUGCGCAUGAAGUUCCUGCUGCUGCAGCAGAAGUACCUGGAGUACCUGGAGGAUGGGAAGGUGCUGGAGGCCCUGCAGGUGCUGCGGGGGGAGCUGACGCCACUGAAGUACAACACCGACCGCAUCCACGUGCUCAGCGGGUACCUGAUGUGUAGCCACGCGGAGGACCUGCGUGCCAAGGCUGAGUGGGAGGGCAAGGGAGCAACCUCCCGCUGCAAGCUGCUGGACAAGCUGCAGACCUACCUGCCCCCGACCGUGAUGCUGCCCCCCCGCAGACUGCAGACUCUGCUGCGACAGGCGGUGGAGCUCCAGCGCGACCGCUGUCUCUACCACAACACCAAGCUGGACAGCAACCUGGACUCCGUAUCUCUGCUGCUGGACCACGUCUGCAGUCGGAAACAGUUCCCCUGCUCCACCCAGCAGAUUCUGACAGAGCACUGCAAUGAGGUGUGGUUCUGCAAGUUCUCUAACGACGGUACCAAGUUGGCCACAGGAUCCAAAGACACCACAGUUAUUAUAUGGCAGGUUGACCCAGAAACCCACCAGUUGAAGUUGCUGAAGACCCUUGAAGGGCAUGCCUAUGGUGUCUCCUACCUGGCCUGGAGCCCGGACGAUACCUACCUGAUCGCCUGUGGUCCGGAUGACUGCUCUGAGCUGUGGCUCUGGAACGUACAGACCGGUGAGCUGAGGACAAAGAUGAGUCAGUCUCACGAGGACAGCCUAACCAGCGUGGCCUGGAACCCAGAUGGCAAGCGCUACGUCACAGGUGGCCAGAGAGGCCAGUUCUACCAGUGUGAUUUGGACGGGAACUUGCUGGACUCGUGGGAGGGUGUCCGUGUCCAGUGUCUCUGGUGUCUCGGAGACGGGAGGACGGUCCUGGCUUCUGACACACACCAGCGUAUCCGUGGAUACAACUUCGAGGACCUGACAGACAGGAACAUCAUCCAGGAGGACCAUCCCAUAAUGUCUUUCACCGUUUCAAAGAACGGACGAUUAGCUUUGUUAAAUGUAGCAACUCAGGGAGUUCACCUGUGGGACCUGCAGGACCGCGUCCUGGUCAGAAAGUACCAAGGCGUGACGCAGGGAUUCUACACCAUCCACUCCUGCUUUGGGGGCCACAAUGAAGACUUCAUCGCCAGCGGGAGUGAAGACCACAAGGUCUACAUCUGGCACAAGCGCAGCGAGCUACCCAUAGCCGAGCUGAGUGGACACACCCGCACGGUGAACUGUGUGAGCUGGAACCCAGUGCUGCCCGGCCUCAUGGCCAGUGCCUCAGAUGACGGCACCGUCAGGGUGUGGGGUCCGGACCCCUUCGACACGCAAGACUUGGAGACUUUCAACGAAAACUGCAGUAGCAUGUAUAGUUGAUGGUGAUUUGGACAGGAAGACUGCUCUAAAAUGAUACAUAACAAAACAUGAAAAAGUACGAAAAGAGAGAAAAACGAACCCAGAAAAAAGAGUUGCAUUUCUAACCCGGCUCUGGAUGUCGGAUGAAUCCCCGGAGUCCUUUUCAAGCGAAUGGGAAAUAGCGAGGGCUGAGCGCGGCCCAGCCAGAUGCAGCCAGACGCAGCCCUCGCCCAGCUCCGCAGGGCACCACCACGUUUCAUUCUCUCAUAGCUGUGUGUGGGGGGGGGCGGGGGGCACUGGGUUUUGUGUUUUCUUCUUACUAAGCAGUUAAGUUUAACAACACAGUCCACAUGAAAACAAAGAGCAAAGCUUGUUUGUAUUUUAUAAUUCUAGCAUUAUUAUGGUUUUAUUUACUGUUUAACAGCAUUUGGAUACAGUAAGUGUUAGUGUUGGAGUUGCUUUGAAAAGAAGCGAUUUAUCACCUCAAACACACACACACUCUCACCCUCCUCCCCUGCUCACCCUCUACCGUCACGCCCCCAGACGACGACCUCGGCCCUGCCCUGUCCAAGCCCACCCCCCCCACACCCCAUUCUGCCGUUUGUUGCUUUUCACUUGCCUGGUUCUUUAUUUGCGGUGGAGUUCAGAGUCGUGGCUGCAGUGUUGCUACUCAGACUGCCCCCGCUAGCCCCUUAGACCUCCAUGCUCCUGGCACCGUUCUCACUAGUGACGGAUCAUGUCGUUCUUUCACCUCACUUUAAGAGGAUUUUAAACUACGAGACUUUUAACCGAAUCCUAGUUACCUGAAGGCCCCACUUUGUAUAGAUUUUUUUAAACAAAGGCUUUCUCCCGUUUUUGUUUUCAUUCUUCGCCAUCCGAGGGGACUCUUUCGUUGCAGAUGACAGUUGAGCAGGGUUGCUGGAGUGGGAGGGACUCUGGUUGGGGGGGUGUGGGUAGUGGAGGAACAUACAUCCUGCAUGAACACCAGCCAUGUUCUCGCCCUGUGAGCAUCUGUGAAAGUGGUGGUUCGACGUCCUCAUUGACGGGAUCUAAAGAAGCCCGUGGUCAUGCAUGUCCGUAGGUGGAUGCCGCUGAAGUGGGAGGGGCAGUUCUCGUGUGUUUGAAUGCAGGCUCCAACCCCCCCCCCCCCCCCCCCCCAAUACCCUGCAGCAGUGGUGGCAGUAUCGUAUACAACUUUCUUUACUUUGUUUUCCAUAUGUAAUGACUAUUUGCUAUGGACUGAUAUUAAAUGUUUCAAAAGACUGCU